Moneuplotes crassus is the source of this 1257-nucleotide messenger RNA. The record is from the annotation of a GenBank genome assembly. NCBI's taxonomy places the organism in Eukaryota, Ciliophora, Spirotrichea, Euplotida, Euplotidae.
UGUUAAAAUAUGCCAAGAGAUCUCAAGUUUCAGGAUUUUUGACCAAAAUCGAUCACAAAGUUGACAAAAUAAUCCAAAAAAUAAAUAAAAACGGACCUAUUAAGAAACAGGUUCAGAUGAUGAAGAAGCCUGAUGUGCAUGUUCUAAACCAGAAUCCUCCACAAACUCCUAAGGAUUUGUCUGGACUAUCAACUAAGGUCAUCAAGGUUGAACCUAUUAAUAAUCCAAUCAUUAAGGAAAUGUUGAAUGAGAGUGAUAUUAACCAAUCCAUAGUUAUCAACACAAAUGGUCAUUAUAAGGUUCCAGAAUGGAAGAAAACGCUCAAGGUUAUUGAUCGACAAGAAGGUCAGAAAUACAACAGAAAUGAGAAUCAUGAGUACUACUACGAAGGGGAUUCCAAGAUUUUUACAUCGAAGAAUACAAGUUUGAAUUUGUCCAAGCUCCCAAAUCUGAAAUCUAACAAGAGCAAGUUCAACGUUGGUUCAAAGACAACAAGAAUGGAAUGAAUCGCGUCUUCAAUAGACUAUAAGAAAGGAUUUUUGGACAAGUUAAUAUCUGAGAGAUCCAGGUUGAAAGAAAUUGAUUCAGGACAGAAGGUGUAUCAAUCUCCUGGUAUGAAAUAUCUGAGAUACAAGAGAGAUCUUUCCUGUAUCCCUAAAAGUAUAAGUGCAACUACUCUGAGAAAGAAUCAGGGAAGUGAAACUUUUGUGGUCACACGCCACAAAAAGUCAUUGCCUCAGUUACGAAAGAAGCUUAGAGAUUACAACAGUCAUUCCUCAAAUCUUUGAGAUAUAAGUAGGAUUAACCAGAAGAGGAAUCUGGACCCUUUAUACUACCAAAAUCCAGCCAGCUCAAUUUCGAUUCAGACCUUCUCUCCAAAACAAAAGAAGAGGAAGAAGAAAAGGUUCCAAUUCCCUCAGAUUAUCAAAGUCGAUUACGAUAGUGAAGACUAUGAUGUCUCCAGUGUCGAACUUGAAUGGGAGAAAGAGCUCAAAACUCUUGAACAACCCAAGAAAAAUGAGGAUGCAAAGAAAGAGUCAGCUCCUCAAGUGAAGGAAGAUAAAAUUCUUGACGAAAAAAAGCCAGUUAUUCCACCUAUUAAGGUAAAGAAACAUACUUCUAGGAAUAAGAAAGCUCUACUGAAGCCUAGGAAGAAAGCAUCGACACUUAAGAGGUCUAUCGUUGGAGGGAUCUCCUCCCUCAAUCUCUCAGGCAUCAAGAAUUAUGGUAAUUCCUUGAUGAAAUCAUAAUUUUCAA